Messenger RNA from Fusarium odoratissimum NRRL 54006, 492 nucleotides. RefSeq lists its product as uncharacterized. The record is from RefSeq and is a predicted model, not a curated record. Bases 1 to 492 code for a protein of 163 amino acids. NCBI's taxonomy places the organism in Eukaryota, Fungi, Ascomycota, Sordariomycetes, Hypocreales, Nectriaceae. The transcript has a single exon.
AUGCUUUCUCUUUGGAGCCUCGGACUUUUGCUCCUGUCGGCACCAGCGGCUAUCGCAGCUCCAGGAUCGUCUCUCGAUGUUUCCCCCACGACCUUGCCAUUCACCGAGUCAGCAAACACCGCCGAGGCAUCCACAGCCACGGCAGUCGCCACAGAUACCGCCAAAACCGUGGGUCACGUCCUAAAAGGAUGCCAAGAGAAUUUGCGGUACACAAACUGGGAGCUAUACUCAGACCCUGGUUGCCAGAACGCCAUCUUCAACCCUCUCAUGGUUAUCUGGGAUCCCUGUAAGAAGUUCCAGGAAACAGCGCCUCUCAGCAGCGGUGUGAUCUUUCAGGGCAUCAGGUGGAUCGGGGGAGGUAAUGCGCAGCACUUCUAUGCUUGUCAGCAGGGGUUUUCAUGCCGUGAACAAGUUUCUGAGAUUCCGCAGAACCCAGGCGUUUGCUUGUCCAGCGGGGGCCAGCAUUGGGACAAGAUUGCCACUGUGCCCUAA